Paramuricea clavata is the source of this 1088-nucleotide messenger RNA. NCBI's taxonomy places the organism in Eukaryota, Metazoa, Cnidaria, Anthozoa, Malacalcyonacea, Plexauridae. The record is from the annotation of a GenBank genome assembly.
AUGCGUCGAUGUCGUGAGAAGGACACCACGUUGAAUGCAGAUAAAGUCAAAAUGAGUUGUAAUGAAGUUACAUUCAUGGGUCAUUUGUUGACAGACGAAGGACUGAAGCCUGAUCCAGAGAAGGUGAGAGCAAUCUUAGAGAUGCCUAAGCCAACAGAUGUAGCUGCAGUUCGUAGAUUGAUUGGUUUUGUGAACUAUUUACAAAUAUUCUUGCCGAACCUGAGUGGAGUAUGUGAACCUUUGAGGAAACUAACUCAUAAAGAUACAGCGUGGCGAUGGACCGGGGAACAACAACUAGCAUUUGACACAAUGAAACAUUUAUUUGGCGAGAUAACGAUCCUUAAGUAUUACCGCCUAGUGAAGAGCUUACUCUACAAUGUGAUGCAUCUGAAAAAGGCUUGGAAGCAGUUAUUUCCAAAAAUGGACAGCCGCUUGCGCUUCCAAGUAGAGCGUUAUUUCGAGCAGAAGUCAACUAUGCUCAGAUCGAGAAAGAGCUUCUGGCCGUGCUCUUUGGUUUGGAGAAAUUUCGCCAGUACACAUACGGUCGUCCAGUGCAAGUCCAAUCUGAUCAUAAGCCAUUGGAAAGUAUAAUGAAAAAAUCCCUACAUAUGGCUCCAAGAAGAUUGCAGAGAAUGUUGUUAAGAUUGCAAGGAUAUGAUAUUGAUUUGGUGUAUCGAAGUGAAAAGAAUAUGGAGCUUUCUGACACGUUGAGUCGAGUGUAUCUUCAUGAAGGAGGAACCCCGGUCGAGAUUGAAGUAGAGUCGAUCAAUGUGAUGCGCAGUUUACUCGUUUACUCAGCAAGAUUGGAUGAUAUCAGAGCGAGUAUGGAAACUGAUGAACGUAUGCAAGAGCUGAAGAAAGUAAUUUUGAAGGGUUGGCCAGAUAAGAGAAGCGACGUUCCAGGGCAAGCGAGACAAUAUUUUGGUGUACGUGACGAAUUGACAGUUCAAGAAGGUUUGAUUUUUCGAGGUGAAAGAGUGUUAGUUCCGAAUGAUCUGAGAAAGCAGAUGAUUCAACGUAUUCAUUCGACUCAUAUAGGGGCAGACGGAUGUCUACGUCGUGCAAGAGAAUCUAUUGGCCAGGAAUGA